Nicotiana tabacum (common tobacco) is the source of this 730-nucleotide messenger RNA. RefSeq lists its product as uncharacterized. The record is from RefSeq and is a predicted model, not a curated record. NCBI's taxonomy places the organism in Eukaryota, Viridiplantae, Streptophyta, Magnoliopsida, Solanales, Solanaceae.
CAAAAAAUACCUCCAUAUAUAUGGCAUACAAUAAGUUAAGAGCCCUUUUCCUACUAUCUCUUUUCCUCAUUGCAACAACUACUCCAUUAGCUCAUGGAGUCCUUAUCAAUGGCCAAAAUGUGAUUGGACUAAGGGUACGUGGCCUUUUGGUUUGUUCAGCAACAGGCAAUCCACCUGGCCCUGGCAUUGCUGGUGUAAACGUCAAGAUUUCAUGCAAUGGUGGUUCAACAAGCCUUGUCCAAGUGCUAACUGAUGCUAAUGGCUAUUUUCAAACUAUAAUCACUGCAUUAGAUGGCAUCCUCUUUGAUCAAACUACCACUCCAUGCCAAGUUAUAAUUGAUACUCCAAUUGCUAGUUGUUCACUUUUGGCUUCAACUGGAACACUUAGGGCUCCUAUUACACUUGUUGGUACCCUUAUACAAACUUUGCUUGGCCUUGUUGCUGAUGCUACUUGUGGUGCAUUUCACUUGGUUCCCAUUGCAUAAUAUGGUUGAUCAAAAAAUCACUUAAUAUGUAAUAUAGUUGUGUCUUUUACGUUUAAUUUGAGUUUCGAAUAAUUGUCCGUCUAGCGCCUUUCGAUUGGGGUGCAUCCUGAGGGUUAGGUUAUUAGACCUAAGCUUCUAUAACAUUAUAACAUUAAGGACAUGUACGUAGUUUGAUAUUUCAAAACAAGGAGAAGAAUGUUUUACUCAUGUUUUUGUUACUUUUAUAAUAUGGUUUCCAUUUUGCU